This is a messenger RNA of Cololabis saira (Pacific saury), 3899 nucleotides long. RefSeq names its product cyclin and CBS domain divalent metal cation transport mediator 2b (gene cnnm2b). Gene Ontology annotation, molecular function: magnesium ion transmembrane transporter activity. Bases 132 to 2663 code for a protein of 843 amino acids. The record is from RefSeq and is a predicted model, not a curated record. The transcript is spliced from 9 exons. Gene Ontology annotation, cellular component: plasma membrane. Gene Ontology annotation, biological process: magnesium ion homeostasis; transport. NCBI's taxonomy places the organism in Eukaryota, Metazoa, Chordata, Actinopteri, Beloniformes, Belonidae.
GGGAACGGAGCAGGUCCCCGAUGCACAAGUCACGGCAACCCUGGGCGGAGAUGAAGGCGGACUCCGACUGGCUCUGAUUUUUAAAAGCCCUUUUCAUUCAGGAGGUUGAUUGCCAAGCGGUUAUCAUCAAUAUGGCAGAUCCGUUAUUCCGGGCACCCACCACCGCUGCAAAAAUGGCGUCACUUAACCGGGUCCGAGCUUCUUUGGCGAUGAUUUUCUUGACUGUCACGGGCUGUUGUGUCAGCCCGACGCACGGCAAGGACGGGUCCGGGUCCGAGGCGGAGACGGUCAUCAUAGGGCUGCGGCUGGAGGACACGGACGACAUUUCCUUCAUGGAUAAGGGCUACCUGCGGGUGAGCGAGCGGUCCCGGGUGAAGCUGCGGGUGUACGGGCAGAACAUCAACAACGAGACCUGGUCCAAGAUCUCCUUCACGGAGCACGAGCGGAGCCGCGGCAGGGACGGGGACAACCAGAGCCAGGAGCAGCCCUUGGAGCCGCAUCCCUGCGGGAUCAGGACCUCCGACAUCAUCAUCCUGCCCCACAUCAUCCUCAACCGCAGGACCUCGGGGAUCGUGGAGAUCGAGGUGAAGCCCCUGCGGAAGACGGAGCGGAGUAAAGCCUACUACCUUUGCAUCGCCACCUCGGUGCAGGGGAUGAUGAUGAUGCACGACCCGUGGACGGAGAACACCUGGAUCUACCACGACGGGGACGACACCAAAGUGAUCGUGGUGGAGGAGAAGAAGUUCCUGCUGCCGUUCUGGCUGCAGGUGAUCUUCAUCUCCAUGCUGCUGUGUCUGUCCGGCAUGUUCAGCGGGCUGAACCUGGGGCUCAUGGCUCUGGACCCCAUGGAGCUGCAGAUCGUGCAGAACUGCGGCACGGAGCGGGAGAAGAACUACGCCAAGAAGAUCGAGCCGGUGCGGAGUCAGGGGAACUACCUGCUGUGCUCGCUGCUGCUGGGGAACGUGCUGGUCAACACCACCCUCACCAUCCUGCUGGACGACAUAGCCGGGUCCGGGCUCAUCGCCGUGGUCAUGUCCACCAUCGGCAUCGUGAUCUUCGGGGAGAUCGUCCCGCAGGCCAUCUGCUCCAGGCACGGCCUGGCCGUGGGCGCCAACACCAUCUUCCUCACCAAGUUCUUCAUGCUGCUCACCUUCCCGGCCUCCUACCCGGUCAGCAAGCUGCUGGACUACCUGCUGGGCCAGGAGAUCGGCACCGUGUACAACCGGGAGAAGCUGCUGGAGAUGCUGCGCGUCACCGACCCGUACAACGACCUGGUGAAGGAGGAGCUGAACAUCAUCCAGGGCGCGCUGGAGCUGCGCACCAAGACCGUGGAGGACGUGAUGACGCCCCUCCGGGACUGCUUCAUGAUCCCCGGGGACGCCAUCCUCGACUUCAACACCAUGUCCGAGAUCAUGAAGAGCGGAUACACGCGCAUCCCCGUGUUCGAGGGCGAGAGGUCCAACAUCGUGGAUCUCCUUUUCGUCAAGGACCUGGCCUUUGUGGACCCGGAUGAUUGCACGCCGCUCAAGACCAUCACCAAGUUUUACAGCCACCCCUUGCAUUUUGUGUUUAAUGACACCAAGCUGGACGCAAUGCUUGAGGAGUUCAAAAAAGGAAAGUCCCACUUGGCCAUAGUUCAAAGAGUGAACAAUGAAGGGGAGGGAGACCCUUUCUACGAGGUUCUGGGAAUUGUCACCCUGGAGGAUGUCAUUGAAGAAAUCAUCAAGUCAGAGAUCCUGGACGAGACUGACUUGUACACUGACAACAAGACAAAGAAGAAAAUCACCCAUCGGGAAAGGAAGCAGGAUUUCUCGGCCUUCAAGCCUACUGACAAUGAAAUGAAGGUUAAAAUAUCACCUCAGCUUCUGCUGGCUACCCUGCGUUUCCUAGCAACAGAGGUGGAACCAUUCGCACCAGUGCAGAUGUCCGAAAAGAUUCUGCUUCGCUUAUUAAAGCACCCAAAUGUCAUCCAGGAGCUGAAAUAUGAUGACAAGAACAAGCGGGCGCCAGAACACUACCUCUUCCACAGGAACAAGCCUGUGGAUUAUUUCAUCCUCAUUCUUCAGGGGAAAGUGGAUGUGGAGGCAGGAAAAGAGGGGAUGAAGUUUGAGGCGGGACCUUUCUCCUUCUACGGGAUGAUGGCCCUGACAGCGUCGCCUGUGCCCUUGUCCCUGUCUCGUACAUUUGCAGUCAGUAGAGCAGAAUCAUUAGCAGGAUCUCCAGAGAAUAAGUCUCCACCACGGCCAUUUGGAUUGAACCAUUCAGAUUCUCUGAACAGGAGUGAUCGCAUAGACGCUAUCACCCCAACUCUGGGCAGCAGCAACAACCAGCUUAACUCUUUCCUGCAUAUCUACGUACCUGAUUACUCUGUCAGAGCGCGGUCCGACUUGCAGUAUAUAAAGGUAACACGUCAACAAUAUCAGAACGCGGUGAUGGCGUCGCGGAUGGACAAGACCCCCCAGUCGACGGACAGCGAGUUCACGAAGAUCGAGCUGACGCUGACGGAGCUCCACGACGGCGUGGAGACCCCGAUCGUGCUCAGCACCACCACGGCCGGCGUCCCCGCCGUGGCCAACGAGACGUCCCACCUGCUCAACCAGCAGCAGAACUGUGUGGGCCUGAGCAGGAGCAACCACAGCGCCCACAACGAGGGAGCCAUCUAGCCCCCGACCCCCCACCACCGAGCAACGGUGGAGAGCCACACCCUCCACCCAGGCUCACGGACAAACACGGAAGCAGUGGCGGGAACGGAGAUGAGGGGAAAGGUGGAGACGCAGAGGCGGGUUGGAGUCAGGGUUCUGCUCCGACCUGUAGCCCCGGUAAGUCAGUCAGUCAGUCCGUCAGUCAGUCAGUCAGCGGUACACUUCAGUGGGGAGGGGCAGGCAGGAGGGAAGAAAGCUCUGCUGCCCCUCGACAUCCCAACCUGAACGCUGUCAGAAUCACAGAUGUUACAACAUCCUUUUUUUUUUUACAAAGGGUACAACCCCCAGACAGAACCUGUGACUGAGAAUCAUGUUUGGGACAAUCUGACACUUUCAUAGCGGUGACUUGGACUUAGAGGAUAAACGGAGUGCAGGUGCACACGCAAACGUGACAAUACUCGCUGUACUUUCUCCUCAGGCCAAAGACAUUGGUCCUAUUCCUCCCCAAGCCUCAUCUUACACACUUUUCCAACACACAUACAACUGCAACUCCCGCUCUGGUGCAUCUCUCAGCGAAGGCUCAGGCGACGGUCGACCCCCAUCAGACUCUAACCCCAACACACGGAGAGCAACGGUUAGUCAAAGAGGGCACCAAAAACCGCUUUGAAAGAAAAAACCGUUCAACAAUGAUCCAAGAAUGUUUUCCUGUAUUUAUUUAUUUUAUAAUAUUGUAUGUAUAUAUGUAUGCGUGGAGAUAUGAAAUAAACUGGGAUUGGAGCAUGCACAAGUGUCAUAUCGAGAAGAACAUGCUACAUAUUGGGGAUGACCAGGCAUUCUUGUAUAUGAGGAGGGGAGGGUGUUUUACAGAUACAGUAUGUAUAUUACAGAUCCUAUUAUUUUUACUAUUAUCCUAAAUCAGGCUGAUGGUACACUAUCUUUUUCACCUUUAAAAGAAUCACACUAUUGCCUUUAAGAGAAAUCAAAUUAUUAAUUAUUUUAACAAAGUGCAAUGAACCACAGUUUAUUUAAGAGAUGAUUAUGAGUAAUAUAAUUCACUGUAUUAUAAAUUGACAGAUAUGUUUAUAUGUAUGUACUGUAUGUAUAUUUGUUUUUGAAAAUGCUUAACUGCAGCCAUCCACAAGCAGGAUCUUAGUGUCUCUUUCUCUUUGUUUAUUAUGUUUUGCAUCCUUUGACCUCAAACACAUCUAUUAGAGUUCAUGUGGGACUUAAGGUGCCUUGACUUGUCACUACAGUGUA